Molecule: messenger RNA, 2820 nt
Organism: Cladocopium goreaui
Lineage: Eukaryota; Dinophyceae; Suessiales; Symbiodiniaceae
Source: the annotation of a GenBank genome assembly
AUGGUAGACCCGACUCUGACGUUUGAUCCCUUGAAUGGUGAUGAGGACAUCUUGCAGAAGGUCACCUCUGUGUGUAUUGGCACCGGGCGUUUCCUGCGAGCCAUGCUGGUCCCUGCACUUUCAGAGGUGGGCGGAGAGAUUAUUUUGGCACAAACUCGAGGAUCCAGCUUUCCUCAAUACAUCUACAGCCGUUUGCCGGAGCGCUCCUAUGAGGUGGACACCGUCCUUCAGGAUGGAAGGGUCUUGACUGCGACUUUUCCCAUUGCUGCUUGCGGCACCCUUGGAAAGCCUGACGGGCGAAGCGCAUUUAUGAAGUUGCCAGAGCGAUUGCCAAACUUGAUGUACAUUGGCCUUGGCCUAACAGAGGCGGGCAUCGAGCACAAUGGCCGUUCGAUCCUUGAUUUGGCAGAGUUUCUGUACGCAUGUUUUGAAUGUCCCACAAGGGGCCGCACCCUUUCCAUCCUUAACACGGACAAUGUGCCAUUCAACGGAGAUGCCAUUCGCAGCUAUGUCUGCAGUUGCGACUUUACCCAAAACUCCGAGAGGUCGUGGGAGUUUGAGAUCUGGCUCAAGAAACAUGUGUGCUUUCACAACACCAUGGUGGAUCGGAUCACUUCACAAAGAGAGGGCUGCCCUGAUGUUCCGCGCGCGGAGCCUCUUCCUUCCAAAGCCUUGGUCAUCGAGGACCUGCAGAAUGCCUUGCCACAGUUCAACAGCGUGCCCGGUGUGGUGGUGCGAAGUCAGCCUGGACAACUGGCACAGGAUAUCGCUUUGAAGCUUCGCAUCGCCAACGGCAUCCACACUGCCAUGGUCUACGCAAUGGCUUUAGAGGGGCUCUUUAAGACCGACGACUGCAUCGGACAUCCACAUGUGUUGCCAUAUUUGGAGCAACUAUUUGAGCGCGACAUCUCCCAUUGCUGCAGCGAGCUGAAGCUGCCACGCAUCGCCGUGACGCCAGUGUUCUCGGAGUGGAUGGCGCGCAUUCAGCAUCCUCACUUCGGUCUGGAGUGCUUCUUUGUAUGCCAGAAUGCCUCACAAAAGAUGAGCAUCCGUCUUCUACCCAGCAUCCGUUCGACCUUGGCCUCUGAAGAGACACCCUCGGAUUUUAUGAUUUUUUCGUUGGCCGUGAUCCUUCGCUUCCUGACGCCCAUCGGUGAUCAGCCCAGAGUGGGCGAAUCCCCGCCGGUCUUUGUGGGUCGUUUGGAUGUUGCUGGUGGUACAGCAGAGGAUUUCAGCUAUGUUAGUGGACUCCAUGUGAGGAAGAGCGAUGGCAGCUACGAGUUCCGCGACGGCGAUGGCAUUGUGCCUUUGCUUCUUCGACCGCUAGGACGACCUGGUGGCUGCAGCAGCACAGCAGCCAGCUUUCUGGCUGGUGAAGUCCUAUCGCGGCUGGAGGCCUUCGAUUUCCGAGGCAACCCCGAUCAUCACUUGAUUGCGGAGAGGGUCGGAGCCAUGUUGAAGAGGAUGCUGUCCGGGGAGAGCGCGUUAACCUUGCUGGCAUCAUUGGACCCCAAGCAGCCACUGCUACUGGAGGAGCGGCACUUGGCUGAAGCGGUACAGCAAGAGGUGGAGGCUGCCGAGGCCAUCGAUGUUCACACGCACCUGUUCCCGACCAGUCAUGGGGAGCGAUUGAUGCAGUAUGGCAUUGACGCACUGCUGACUUAUCACUAUUUGGUCUCCGAGUACUUGGCCAGUAGCUGCGAAGCCCCGGAGGAGUUCUAUGCAUCGUCAACCAGUGAACAAGCUGACCGAGUUUGGGAGGGACUUUUUGUGAAUUCUACUCCCAUGUCAGAGCCUUGCCGCGGCGUUUUGACGACGUUGUCGGCCUUGGGCUUGACGAAGGAAGUGGCGUCACGAGAUCUUCCAGCCAUCCGACGUUGGUAUGCUGGCCAAGAUGCCAUGAUGUUCAAUGAGAAGAUGAUGCGACUUGCAAGGCUUCGCUACAUAAUCACCAGUCACGACCCCUUUGAUUCGGAGCAGCUGCACUUGUGCCUUGAGCCUCCCUAUGAGAUGCCACGCUACAAGAGCGCUUUGGCCCUAGACGCCUUGCUGGAGGGACGUUGGGACGAAGUCACCAAAACUCUGGAGCAAUGUGGUAAGCCCAAGACUUUGCGCGGUGCCUAUGAGUUGGUGGCCGAUUGCGUCCGCGCACUGCAGCCAGUCUUCAUCACCUGCGGCACCUCUGAGAGCUUCAGCUACUGCCGGGGCGUGGUGAGGCCACCGUCCGCUGACAUCUUGGAUGCAGACCUCAGCGAGUCAGUCUUCGUACCGAGCCCACAGCAGGUCUUAGACGCCUUGCUUCUGCCCUUGUGUCGGGACUUCUCACUGGCCCUGUCUUUGCGGAUGGGCAUGCGUCGGGCGGUGAAUCCCAGCCUCAAACUGGCCGGUGAUGCGGUGGGGGCUGCUGAACUUCGAUCUUUAGGCCACCUUUGUGAAGCCAAUCCCACGGUGAAGUUCCUCUUCACCGUGCUGAGUCGCAACGACCAACAUGAGGCGGCGGUUCUGUCAUCCAAGUUCCGAAAUUUGCAUUUCUGGGGCUGCUGGUGGUACUGCAACAAGCCGUCGGUGGUGACAGAGGUGACCAGUCUUCGUCUGGAGAUGCUGGGGAUGAAUUUCACCUAUCAGGCAUCAUCAGCCAGGGUCCACGACCAGCUGAUCUACAAGUGGAUCCAUUCGCGAAGCUUGCUCUCGAAGCUGCUGGUGGGAAAAUACUCCGACCUUAUGGCCACCGGCUGGAAAGUGAGCCGUGGUGACAUCCGCCGCGACGUACAUCGCCUAUUGGGUGGCGCCUUUGAAGACUUCCUGCAGAAGCCCUUGUGA